AGAAAUUGCAAUGGACUACACGAGCGAUUCGAAUGUAUCGCAGGAAGAUGCGUGGGCCGUGAUCUCGGCAUACUUCGAGGAGAAGGGUCUUGUUCGCCAGCAGCUGGAUUCGUUCGACGAGUUCAUCCAGAACACGAUGCAGGAACUCAUCGACGACUCGCGUGACAUUCGCAUCACGCCGGAAGCUCAGUACAAUCCGGGCCAGAAGAGCAACCGGGUCACGGACACUAUCUACCAAAUCCAGUUCGGACAGAUCUACUUGAGUAAGUGUACCAUGACAGAGAGCGACGGGAGUACCUCUGUCAUGUUUCCGCACGAAGCCCGUCUGCGAAACUUGACCUACUCGGCGCCAUUGUAUGUGGAUGUGACGUGCCAAAAGUUCCAAGCUGGAACUGUUCCGAUUGAGGAACAGGAGCCAUAUGAAGAAGAAACAACCGCAAAGGAGUUCAUUGGAAGCAUUCCCAUUAUGCUGCGGUCCAAGUACUGUGUGCUCACCGACAAAUCCGACAAAGAAUUGACUGAACUCAACGAGUGUGUAUACGACCAAGGCGGGUACUUCGUCAUCAACGGGAGCGAGAAAGUGCUGAUUGCCCAAGAACGUAUGAGUAACAACCACGUGUACUGCUUCAAGAAAUCCAGCAUCUCCAAGUACUCUUGGGUAUGUGAAACCCGCAGUCACGUCGAGCGAGGCGCGCGCCCCACCUCGACCAUGUACGUCCAAAUGUAUGCCAAGUCGGGGGGCAAGUCGGCGGUGUCCGGUCAUCAGAUUCGCGCGGUGAUUCCGUACAUUCGACAAGACAUUCCCGUCGUCAUCAUCUUCCGAGCGCUGGGUUUCGUGGCUGAUCGAGAAAUCUUGGAGCACAUUUGUUACGACUUCACGGACGUGGAGCUCAUGGAGCGCUUCAAACCGUCGUUGGAGGAAGCGUUUGUCAUCCAGGAGCAAGAAGUCGCACUGGAUUUCAUCGGACGUCGAGGGUCCGCCGUCAACGUGUCCAAGGCGGACCGUCUCAGAUAUGCCCAAGACAUUUUGCAAAAAGAAAUGUUGCCACACGUGGGUGUGGAAGACCACAACGAGACCAAGAAGGCGUACUUUUUGGGAUAUGUCGUCCACAAGUUGCUCAUGUGCUCGUUGGGGCGUUUGGGCGAAGAUGACCGCGAUCACUACGGGAACAAACGAUUGGAUUUGGCCGGUCCGUUGCUUGGCGGUCUCUUCCGCGUCCUCUUCAAAAAGCUCACCAAGGACGUCAAGGGGUACCUUCAAAAGUGCGUGGACGCCGGACGCGACUUCCAGCUCAGUUUGGCCAUCAAGUCCAAAACCAUUUCGAACGGGUUGCGCUACUCGUUGGCGACAGGCAAUUGGGGCAUGCAAAAGACUGCUUCCAAAGCCGGGGUGUCGCAAGUCCUGAAUCGACUGACCUACGCUUCGUCCCUGUCCCAUUUGCGUCGGUUGAACACGCCGUUGGGUCGAGAAGGCAAGCAAGCCAAGCCCCGUCAGCUCCACAACACCCAUUGGGGCAUGAUCUGUCCGGCCGAAACCCCCGAAGGCCAGGCCGUUGGGCUUGUCAAGAACUUGGCACUGAUGGCGUAUAUUUCUGUGGGGUCGCCCCAAGCUCCUAUUUUGGAAUUUCUUGAGGAAUGGUCCACGGAAAACUUGGAAGAAAUCACGGCGCAAAUCAUCCCGACCGCUACCAAGAUAUUUGUCAACGGGAACUGGGUCGGUGUCCAUCGCGAACCCAAUGAGCUCGUCAAGACGCUGCGGUCCCUUCGUCGGUGCGUCGACAUUGAUGCGGAAGUGUCGGUGAUUCGCGACUUGAUGCAAAAGGAACUGCGCAUUUACACGGACGCCGGACGUGUGUGUCGACCGCUCUUUAUUGUCGAGAACAACCGUUUGCUGUUGCAAAAGCAGCACGUGGUCAAGCUACAAAACCACAAACACACGCACUUUCGUUGGCAAAACUUGCUCACGGAAGGGGUCGUCGAGCUCAUCGAUACGGAAGAAGAGGAAGUGUGCAUGAUUGCCAUGGAACCCAAAGAUUUGCGCAACGCGCGUUCGCUCUACACGCAUUGUGAAAUCCAUCCAUCGAUGAUAUUGGGUAUUUGUGCGUCGAUUAUUCCGUUUCCCGAUCACAACCAAAGUCCCCGUAACACGUACCAAAGUGCCAUGGGAAAGCAAGCAAUGGGUAUUUACAGUUCAAACUUCAGAGCGCGCAUGGACACCAUGGCCAAUAUUUUAAACUACCCCCAGAAGCCUCUUGUGACGACGCGUGCGAUGGAGUACCUGCAUUUCCGAGAAUUGCCCAGCGGGGUCAAUGCGAUUGUCGCGAUUGCCACAUACACAGGUUACAACCAGGAAGAUUCGCUGAUUAUGAACCAAAGCGCCAUCGAUCGCGGCCUCUUCCGAUCAACCUUUUAUCGAUGCUACGUCGACCAAGAACGCAAUAAAUCCCCUCACGGCAUUGGCGGCGGGUCUGGCUUCAUGAACUCAGAGGAGUUUGAAAAACCGACGCGCGCCACGUGUAUGCGUCUGAAGCACGGCUCGUACCACAAAUUGGAUGCGGAUGGGCUUGUUGCCCCCGGUACCCGCGUGUCUGGCAGCGACAUUAUCAUCGGAAAGACUUCUCCUUUGCCCAGCAGCGACGAGAAUGGGCUGGAGGCACGCCACCAGAAGCGCGAUGCGUCGACAACCCUCCGCACUCACGAAAACGGGAUCAUCGACUCGGUCAUGCUCACGACCAACGCCGAGGGCUUCAAGUUUACCAAAGUGCGCUUCCGCAACAUUCGCAUCCCUCAAAUUGGAGACAAGUUUGCGUCACGUCACGGGCAAAAGGGGACCAUUGGAAUGACAUAUCGGCAGGAAGACAUGCCAUUCACGAUCGAAGGCGUCACUCCCGAUAUCAUUGUGAACCCCCACGCCAUUCCGUCUCGUAUGACGAUUGGGCACUUGAUCGAGUGUCUCCUGGGCAAAGUCAGUUCCCAAACGGGGGAUGAAGGUGAUGCGACUCCAUUUACCGACGUGACCGUGCAGGCCAUCUCCGACACGUUGCACAGCUUGGGAUACCAGCGAUUUGGCAACGAAGUGCUGUACAACGGGCACACGGGUCGUCGGUUGCAGGCGCAAAUUUUCAUCGGGCCGACCUUUUACCAGCGCCUCAAGCACAUGGUGGACGACAAGAUCCACUCGCGGUCGCGUGGGCCCGUGACCAUGUUGACGCGGCAGCCGCUGGAAGGUCGUGCGCGCGAAGGUGGUCUCCGCAUGGGGGAAAUGGAACGCGAUUGUUUGAUAUCGCAUGGGUCGGCCAACUUUUUGAUGGAUCGGCUCUUUGCCAACUCGGACGCGUACCGAGUCCACGUCUGCGAUCUCUGCGGCAUCAUCGCGAUUGCAAACUUGCGGAAGAUGACGUUUGAAUGCCGCACAUGCCGCAACAAGACGCAAAUCUCGCAAGUGCAUAUUCCGUACAGUUGCAAGCUGCUCUUCCAAGAACUCAUGGCGAUGAGCAUCGCCCCCCGCUUGUUCACGAUGGGUAACCCCAACAUCUCCGCCGUCAAAGCGUAAAACUCGCGCGUGUGCCUAUCUUAUCUCCCCCAUGCGUUGUAAUAAUAUAAGUACUGCGGCUUCACCACUCGUGCCCACAAGUUCACGAGUGCCACCAUGUUGUCUCUGCCCCA
Aphanomyces invadans is the source of this 3666-nucleotide messenger RNA. RefSeq lists its product as hypothetical. The coding region runs from base 11 to 3553 and encodes 1180 amino acids. NCBI's taxonomy places the organism in Eukaryota, Oomycota, Saprolegniomycetes, Saprolegniales, Verrucalvaceae. Gene Ontology annotation, cellular component: RNA polymerase II, core complex. Gene Ontology annotation, biological process: DNA-templated transcription. Gene Ontology annotation, molecular function: DNA binding; ribonucleoside binding; DNA-directed RNA polymerase activity. The transcript is spliced from 8 exons. The record is from RefSeq and is a predicted model, not a curated record.